This is a messenger RNA of Onychostoma macrolepis, 1960 nucleotides long. RefSeq names its product sosondowah ankyrin repeat domain family member Ab (gene sowahab). Gene Ontology annotation, molecular function: protein binding. The record is from RefSeq and is a predicted model, not a curated record. Lineage: Eukaryota; Metazoa; Chordata; Actinopteri; Cypriniformes; Cyprinidae. The transcript has a single exon. The coding region runs from base 157 to 1521 and encodes 454 amino acids.
CCCCUCCGCCGUGCACGCGCAGCCGCAUCCUUCAUUCAUCCGCCGCGCGUUCGCGUGCUGGUCUUGGAUGCACGCGGAUUUCAGAGGAUAACCGGAAACAGCAGGUUGUUUUUGAAACAUCUCACACAGACACUAAAGAAGAAAAAGUAUUGAGAAAUGGCUCUGACUCAAGAUAUGAUCCUAAGCUUUUUACUGGCGCGCGGGGGGAAAGUGAAAAACUCGGAGCUCGUGAGCAACUUCAAAGGACUUAUAAACUCCAGCGAUCCCGCAGAAAAGAAACAAAACCGAGAGCUGUUCAAAAGCCUGGUCAACAGCGUCGCCGUGGUGCAACAAGUCAAUGAUGUAAAGUACGUGUCUGUGAAGAAAAAGUACCUUGGAUGCAUCGCAGGUGGAACAAACAGUUUCAUUGAAUCUCCGUGCAUCAUCAAAUCCGUGCGUGAUUCCAGUGAAAUAGAGAAUGUGGAUAUUAUUAAUAACAAUUAUUGCCAUUGCUCCCCGCAAGCUGCGAGUAAUAGCUGCAAAAGUGGAUUUGAUGUUGAGUUUGUUCACUCAAGAAGUCCCUCUGAUUAUAAUGUGAGGGAGUCUUUGACAGCAAGAGUGCUUAAUGUGACAAGUGAUGCUAGAAGUGCCAAAACAGGGGCUGUUUUUGCUCUUGUGGCCGUAAAAUCUCCAUCAUGUGAGCUGCAGCAUGAGGAAAAGAGAAAAACGAGCUUAAAAACACUGAUAGUAGAUGCUAAACCGCCAUCUACAGCGACUGCAGAGCGAGCUAUGAAGGUCAAAGCAUAUCAGAGCUGUGUUGCUGGAGAAGGCUUUCUCUACAGGUCUCUGAGAGCCAAACGAAAGGAGCUGGAUGCACAGGGUUCACCACAACUGAGAAGGUGUAGCAAACUCACCAAAUCUGGUGGUAAUGACUCUGAUGGGAUUCCUUUGGGACCGAUGGAGCAUGAGUGGCUUGUGAAAUCAGCAACGGGAAGCUGGCGUCAGAUCUACGGCCUCCUGCUGCAAGACCCUCGGCUGGCAGACAAGCCAAAUUUCAUGUCUGGAUUCACCGUCCUGCAUUGGGCUGCUAAAAGCGGAAAUGGUGAAAUGGUGUGUAAAGUCAUCGAUGUUUCCAGACAGAGAGGCACAGGGAUCGAUGUGAAUGCCAAGUCUUAUGACGGAUACACAGCGCUCCACAUAGCCGCCAUUCACAGUCACGAAUGUGUGUUAUCGCUGCUGGUGAGCGAAUACGGUGCCAACACGAACAUACGGGAUAACAGUGGUAAAAAACCCUACCGCUAUCUAAGUCCAGACGUGUCCAUUGAAAUCCGAAAGAUGCUCGGAGACCCUCACAGCCUGCAGAAGGAUGCACAGAACCUCUCAGACCUCCCUAAAGGAUUCAACACCCUGAGUAAACUAUUUCAGCCCCACAUCGCUGGACAUAAAAAGAAAUACAGACGUCGACCGAGCUUCCACUUCAUCAGAGAUGAUCGUGAAGACCCCAAAAAGAACGUCGCACUUAAUCGCAAACUGUUACAGUAAAACAUAUCAACUGAAAGAUAACAACGUGCACUAAAAAUAGACUUGUGUUACUAGGUUUAAUGUAACGUGUUCAUUUAAUUGGUGAUUGCACAGUGACAGCCUUGCGUCUACUGAUGAUUGUGUUUGUUAAUGAGGUUGAUAAGUUCAGGAAAAUGCAUUUAGCACUAACACAGCUGAACGGCUGAACAAUAUGUACAGGUCGUGUUUUACCCCAAAAGAAGGACAAAAAUGCGUUAUGUAAAUAUUGGGUUACACUGACAUUUCAAUGAAAGGUUUUCCUAAAAAAAAUUAGCAUGCUGUAAAUGCAAAAAAUAAAUAAAUUAAAUUAAAAUUUCAUAAAGCUUAAAAAUGUAAUACUUAAAAUGUACUCCUCAGGCCAUCCAAGAUGUAGAUGAGUGGAACAGAUUUGGAGAAAUGUAGCAUUGCAUCAGUGUCUCAG